AUGUCUUCCUCUGCAGCCCUAAUACUAGGGGCAUCGCUAUUGACGUCAUCUGUGUCUGCUCUGUCUUUGCCUCCCCUUAUUCCUUCUAUUCCUGGUGUUACUGAGGCCUUGAAUGACAUUGCUCCGCCUCUUCCCAUUCUACAGGUUCCAACUCCAGCAUUAGAUAGCCCCCCUUGGGAGGGAAGCAACAUCAAGCCUAAGAAGAUAGGCUACUUCUGGACUGCCUCUGGGGACAACCAGCAUAAAGACUUCCUGGCGACAUACAGUCUUGAUGAUGAUACCUUUGGAACUCUUAUUUAUGUAACCGAUGUUCCCUCAAGCGGCAACAGCCCCCACCAUCUUGGACCUUCUUACGAUGGGAAGACCCUGAUUGGUGGCGGAUUGCUCUCAUUAUUGAAGACGCAAGACACGGCAUUUUACUUUGACGUUUCUGAUCCGUAUCAACCUACCUUUAAGAAGAGCAACCGCGGAAUCCUCUCGUCUAUCGUGGAUGAGAUCCGCGCAAAGCCCGAUGGGGGUUUCUUCAUCACAUACAUGGGCUCUGCUCUUGGCACUUCUCCUGGCCGUCUUAUUGAAACUGAUGCUGAUUUCAAUAUCAUCCACGAAUGGCCAGAGAGCGUAGAAGGUACCCUCAACAUUCUCGGGGAACAAUUCUCCCCGCACGGUCUUUCUGUCGAUUUUGACAGAAAUGUCAUUUUGACUUCCGACUUUAUCGUCCCCCUGAGCAUCCUAAAGCCGAGCUUGGGAAUUCAAAGGGCCAACACCCUUAGACUGUGGGAUCUUCCAACUCGUGAAAUCAUCAGCACAAUUGAAAUCCCUGACGGUGGUGGUAUCCAGGACGUCAAGUUCAUCCCCGGUAACUCCGAAGGAGCUGCUCUUGCAACCGCGGUCCACUUAGGUCAAGUCUGGAUCAUCUAUCCCCACCGCAAGGACAGUAACGGCAAGCAAGGCGUGGCCAAGCUUCUUUUCGACUUGGGUCCUAAGGCCCGCGACACCACUGCUAUCUACUCUGAUAUCUCAUCCGACGGGAAAUUCGCCUAUUUCACCCUGACAACAGCAGACCACAUCGCGGCCCUCGACAUUUCCGACCUAGACAACGUGAAGCGCCUCGACAACCCGGACGAAGACCAGCCCACCAUCGGCCCGCACUACAUCAAGAUCACCCCGGACCAAAAGCACAUCGUCGUCACGGACUACUUCGUGCAGACGGGCGACAUCGGCCUCAUCAACACCCCCGCCGACUACAAGGCCCUGUACAUCGACAUCCUCGACGACGGGUCGCUGAGCUUCAACCGCAGCAUCGAUUUUCAGCGUGAGUUCGCCAACCGCGGCGGAGCCAAGCCGCACUCCUCCGUCGUCUUCGACCUUACGGACCCGGAGAACCCUGUUUACUAUUAA
This is a messenger RNA of Annulohypoxylon truncatum, 1398 nucleotides long. RefSeq lists its product as uncharacterized. The coding region runs from base 1 to 1398 and encodes 465 amino acids. The transcript has 7 exons. The record is from RefSeq and is a predicted model, not a curated record. Gene Ontology annotation, molecular function: protein binding. Lineage: Eukaryota; Fungi; Ascomycota; Sordariomycetes; Xylariales; Hypoxylaceae.